AUGUUGUACAAUUUGCAUCCCGUUCCCACUGUCUCCUGUCAUCAGGCUGUCGAUAAUUUCAUCCAAUUUUUAAACGGUUUUACGGGGGGUGUAGUUCUAGCUGCACAUAACUGUUUUAGAUUCGAUGCACCAUUGCUACUGCGUUUAGUUUCUGAAGUUGGAAUGCUCAAUCAAUUUUCUAAAGUGGUGAAAGGAUUUAUUGAUACAUUGAUUGUGUUGAAAAAAUGCUUGAUAGACCGAACCGCAGCUAAAGAAAGCUUCAAACUGACUGCAUUGGCUGAAAAAUUUAUAAAUGCUGAUUUCACAAAAGAAAUGCACAAUGCAUUGAUUGAUGCCAAAGUUUUGGAAAGUUUAAUACACCAUCCGUUAAUUGAUAUUGCUGCUAACGAUCUUCUCAAAAGUGCUGUCACUGUAAAUAAUAUUUGUAUGCGAGAACAAAGAAGUAUUGAAUGCAAACUGAAAAAAUCAUCGUUGAACGUUUUAUUAGCAGAAAAAGAUGAGCAUGGUAAAAGUUCUAAAGUGGAAGGUGCUAGUGCAAGGGUUGCGAUCUUGCUAGGCCAGAGUGUCGAUGGAAAAGCACGAGUAACGACAUCGAAAAAAAUUGUGGAUGCCAUCGUCAAAAGAUUGGUAAUACUAACAGCACAAUAA
This is a messenger RNA of Venturia canescens, 648 nucleotides long. RefSeq lists its product as uncharacterized. Gene Ontology annotation, molecular function: nucleic acid binding. NCBI's taxonomy places the organism in Eukaryota, Metazoa, Arthropoda, Insecta, Hymenoptera, Ichneumonidae. The coding region runs from base 1 to 648 and encodes 215 amino acids. The record is from RefSeq and is a predicted model, not a curated record. The transcript has 2 exons.